Psylliodes chrysocephalus is the source of this 3364-nucleotide messenger RNA. The record is from the annotation of a GenBank genome assembly. Lineage: Eukaryota; Metazoa; Arthropoda; Insecta; Coleoptera; Chrysomelidae.
AAUAAUAAAUAAAUAGAUUGUGUUGUGUAUGAAUAAUUGUUUCAAUUAAUUUUUGUUAAAUUUAUAUUGAUCCAAGAUUUUUAAAUUAUGUAUUUUUAAAUACACGUGAGCAAAUAUAUGCUCAAUAAUUUUAGGAAUAAAAUAAAGUAUUUUAUCAAAAAAGGGGGCCAAAAUGAAAGCAGUGCUAAUAAGUUUUAUAUUUGUUGUGUCUUGUUUAGGUGCAAUUAACAAACAUAAGACAAUACACAACUUAAAUUUAGGAUUAGUACAAGGAUAUACAACAGAUGAUAGGCUGUUACUGUUUUCAACUUUAGAUGGGACUUUGAGCGCCCUUGAACAGGAUACCGGCAAAAUUAGGUGGACUGUUAAAGAAAAGCCUAUCGUCCAAGUGCCUUUAAAUGUAUCGAAUGCCAUUGUUCCUAUAUAUUUGCCAGAUCCCAGGGAUGGAUCUUUGUAUUUAAUAGGGGAUGUUUCAAAACCCCUGAAAAAGCUACCUUUUACUAUACCACAACUGGUAUCUACAUCACCCUGUAGAAGUUCAGAUGGAAUUCUGUAUACAGGAAAGAAAAAAGACUCUUGGUUUAAAUUGGACCCUACAAAUGGUAGAAAGCAGCAAAUUUUGGGAUGGGAUGAUACUCCUACCUGUCCUGUAGACACAGAAAGUUUUAUUUAUAUUGGUAGGACUCAAUAUACAUUAAGAAUGGUGGAUGAAAAAAAACCUGACAAUAAAUGGAAUGUAACUUUUUAUGAUUAUACAGCUAGACAAAUGGCUACAGAAAAGUGCUCUAGCUACCAGGAAUGCAGUGGUAAUUAUGAUAAAAUCCACUUCACAUCGGCCUCUACAGGGCAAAUUAUAACCCUAAAUCAGCACACAGGUGAUUUAAUAUGGGAAACUACCCUCAGUAGUCCCGUAAUAGGGAUUUAUAUUUUAGACAAUGAUGGCCUGCUGAAUCUACCAUUUACAGCUCUAGCGAAUCACACCAUUGAUGAUCUAAAAAAUAAUCUUGUAGAAAAUGGUGGAAUCUUGUUGAACACAAACCGUGUAAGAUUAUUUCCUACUUUGUAUAUUGGUCAGCAUUCACAUGGUUUGUUUGCUAUACCAUCGUUGGUAGACAAAAAUCACGUCUCUGUAAUUGGUACUGAUACUGGUCUACUAUUAUUAGAUGGACCCCACGGACACGAUAAUAAGGCAAACCAUCAGUAUCCCUUACCUGGAUACAACUACUAUCUUCCCAAUGGUGAUUCUGGUGAAGAUAAUCACGUUUUGUUUCAAAGUUGUCCCAAAUUCGGCAACCACAUAAAAAUCUAUAAAGGUCAUUAUAAAUUUCCAACGUACGGCAACCAGCAACUGUUGACGCCGAAUAGAGAUCUGAUAGAUUUUAAGGACGACAACGAUAAAGAUAACUCCAAAAUUGUGUAUCAUAAUUCGGAUGACUACAUAACGAUCGGUGCAGAGAAAGAUGAACGCAAAAGAACUUACACAGAUUGGUAUAAGGACAAUUAUAACGGUGUUAAAUUGUGGAUAAAUCAACAAGAGAAUAAAGGUCUUAAGAUGUCACUCAUAAUCAUGACUGGGUGCGUCAUCGCCAUGUUUUGGUACCUGCAAAUACAGGUACGAGAAUUUCAAAAUCAGUCGAGAAAUAACUCUCAAUCCAGUCAAAGUAAUUUAGGCAAUUUCAUCGGUGUAUCCGCGCUGCCUGAAGAACUACCUGACGGUACCGUAAAAAUUGGGAAAAUAACUUUCCACCCUGAUCAAUUACUUGGAAAAGGAUGCGAAGGGACCUUCGUUUACAGAGGAGAAUUUGACAGUAGGAGAGUAGCUGUCAAACGCCUAUUACCGGAAUGCUUUACGUUUGCUGACAGAGAAGUUACGUUGUUGAGAGAAAGUGACGCUCAUCCGAACGUCAUUCGUUACUACUGCAUGGAACGGUGUCGUAUGUUCUGCUACAUCGCCUUGGAGCUCUGCCAGGCGACACUCAGCGAAUACAUACAUGGUACUUGCGAUUUUUGUCCUAUUGCUCCUUUAGAGAUACUGCGACAAGCCACCGCUGGUUUGAAACACUUGCAUUCUUUAGAUAUCGUUCAUAGAGACAUCAAACCGCAUAACGUGUUAAUAUCAGUACCAGAUAAUAAAGGCGGCGUACGAGUAAUGAUAUCCGACUUUGGUCUAUGUAAAAAAUUGCAAGUAGGUAGAAUGUCUUUCUCGAGAAGAUCCGGCAUCACCGGAACAGACGGCUGGAUAGCUCCCGAAAUGCUCAACAGAGAAAGAACUACUUACGCUGUUGAUUUGUUUUCAUUAGGAUGCCUUUAUUAUUAUGUUCUGUCAAACGGUAAACAUCCGUUUGGUGAUAGUAUUCGAAGACAGGCUAAUAUUUUGGCUGGAAAAUACGAUUUAUCGGAUUUAAAGGGAUCUAACUGGCAGGUUCAGAUUCAAAUUACGCUAAUUACCGCUUUAAUUUCUGCCAAACCGGAAAGGAGACCGUCUUGUCAAGCUGUUUUGGAACAUCCAGUUUUCUGGGAUUACGACACUAUUUUGAUAUUUUUCCAGGAAGUUAGCGAUAGAGUCAAUCAAUCAUCCGACGACGUCGUCGUGCAAAAACUAGAAGAAGAUUGUCGAUACGUAAUAAAACACGAUUGGAGGGCGCAUACAGAUAAAGAAAUCACCCAGGAUUUGAAGAAAUAUCGCAGUUACGAGGGGAACUCGCUUAGAGAUUUGAUACGCGCGUUAAGGAAUAAGAAACAUCACUUUAGGGAGCUGAACGUCGAAUCGCAAAAUCUUCUCGGGUAUAACUCCGAAGAUUUUACAAACUACUGGCUGAGCAGGUUUCCGUUGUUGUUGGCGCACACUUGGUUGAUCAUGCAAGGCGUGGCGGAUGAAGAUAACUUUAAGAAGUUUUAUAACACUCCUUAUCGGUAUUCCCUGCCGGAAUUCAAGGAGCAGAUGUUGGAUUUCGUCUCGAAGAAUCCGAUAGUUUUACCUGAAGGUUAUGAAGAAUGCCGAGAAGGCAAUUCGGAAAAAAAUAGAAGUUACAAUUCUAGCCCAGCUAAGCAAAAAGUAGACAAGAUGUUGCCUAGAUCGGGGGGUUUGUAUAGGAACCAUGACGAUGACGGUGCGAAAAAUCAGCUCACUAACAGAUUUUAUCAGAAAAAGAAGAAAAAUAAGAAACCAGAUGAACCUCUGGUGUGGGCCGUCGGAAAUUCUUAAUUAUUUCUAAGUUUGUUAUGUUACGUUUUUGUUAUCUGUGAUAUUUGCAUUUGUACAAAGUUUAUGUUUUUACCUUUUAAGAUUUUACAAUAUCUAUUAUAGUGACAAUUGUAUAUUUUUACAAAAUUCUUAAUAUAUGGUUCACCAAUGUUUUUCUAA